Messenger RNA from Pocillopora meandrina, 594 nucleotides. NCBI's taxonomy places the organism in Eukaryota, Metazoa, Cnidaria, Anthozoa, Scleractinia, Pocilloporidae. The record is from the annotation of a GenBank genome assembly.
AUGAACUUUUUCCCCAUGGCAUUGUCCAACUUCCCUAAAACAUUUGGUCUAAAUGAAAUGAAGAAAGGCUUCUUCCCACAUUUCUUCAACACUCAACAAAACCAGAUCUACGAGGGGUACAUGCCAGACAAAUCCUACUAUGACCCCGAUGGGAUUUCCCCUCAAAGAAAAGAAGAAUUCAACAAAUGGUACAACGAGAAAGUCUCUGAAAGGUACAUUUUUAAUUUCCAGCACGAACUGUUGACAUACUGUCAAUCCGAUGUAAGGCUGUUGAAACAGGGGUGUAUGAAGUUUCAGUCCCAGUUCCAUGAAAUUUGUGGUUUCAACCCUAUGGUGCAUUGCACAACAAUUGCCUCUGCCUGUAAUGUGGCCUACAGAAAAAAUUGGGUGCCGAAAAACAAAAUUGCCAUUGAACCUGUAUGUGGAUGGAGACCAAAUCACAACCAAUCUCAUGCUGCUCUAAAAUGGCUUUACUGGGAAGAAUCAAAACUCCACAAAACCAACCAUCUGCCUCGAAUUACCCAUGCAUGCAUGCUGUCCAGCAAAAACCAGAAUGAAAAUCCAGCAACUAACCGCCUUAGGUUACAGAGUUAA